AUUAAACUUUUAAAAUUUCAAAACCAAGUGAUUGGCGUUUUUCACACUUGUGUGUUUGGUCUUUGCUUUCCCUAUUAACCUCUAUUAAUCUCAACCCAUGAGGUUUCCAGCUUUUGGUUCUCUUUCUGACAGGGGAGCGGGCAGGCGGAUGGGUUGGGCUUGGUUCCUGUCCUUGUUUGUCACCCAGCGUGGGGCACUGAGGGUUGAGGUAACAACAGAGUGGGUUGGAAUCAAAUUUGAUCUCAGCAUUUGCUGUAUUGGGUCCAGAACCACUGGUCACUGUGGUGCUUGGUCUGUUCCUGUGGGUAUGGUGCCCACCCUGGCUCUGUUCCUGCAUUCCUGUAUGUGCUCCCCGGGGUCACUUUUUAUGGAGCAGGGACAAGGAUCGGCAUUUCUCUGUUGCUGUUACUGUUCAUUUUCUUGGAGCCAGUUCUAAACUCAGCCUGAGAUCUUUACCUUUUGUGCCUCCUCUCCAUCCUGCCGCUGUGAGAAGGGGGAAAGAGAACAGGGGAGCAAGAGAAUGGGCAUGGUUUGAAGGGUCUCAGUGGGGGCACUGAACAGGGGAGUACCAUUCCUAAACCACAACAGAUCCCAGUGCCCCAACCCUCCACACCCCCCAUGCUCCCAAUACUGGGACCCCAGUAUCAGCACCCCAGCCCCAGUAUCAGCACCCCAGCCCCCUCGUGCAGCCCAGGAGCACCUCCCAGCCCCAGCCUGGCCCCGUCUCCAGCCAGCCCCACUGCGCUGGUAACCGGAGCUCCGAUAGCAGCCGCAGCUGCGGUGACACCAUCAAUAAUUGAGUGGCAGCAGGGCUCCACACAGGACUGCCUGCCUCUGCCUGCCUGGAGCGUGGGGACAGGUACGUGCCACCCCCAUUGCCCUAUCCUGUCGCUGUGGCUGGGCACCCCAACAGCUCAGGCUGUGGGGAGCAGGGUGUGAGGUACAGAAUAUGGGGGAUGGGAGCAGCAAAGCCAGAUCAAGGGGGGGUGCAAGGGAUUGUGCUGAACAAGGCCCCUCACAGCAGCACAAUCCCCUGGGAUGCCAGCCUUGCCAACCCCAAUAUCUGGACCCUGGCAGAUGGGUCCCCAGCCCUGGCACAGGAUCUCCACAGCAUCCUGGGGUGCCCCAGCCCUGCAGGCCCAGCAGCACUGGAGUCCAGGGAGAGGCACUUCCAGGGGGUGCACAGCACAUCCAGCUCGUGGCAUGAAUGGGAGCUGUGAGGCUGGCACCCUGGGAGGACACCCUACCACAGCAUGCCCUGUGAGGGGACAGAUUUGCCUCGUUACGGUUUAAGGGCUCACAGUGCUUCCAUGAUCUCUGCACAGGGAGAUUUUCAAAGCCUGGGCCCAAGGUUACGCUACUGAUUGAUAGCGGACACAAAGGGUGCAGAACUCCAAGAUAAGUACGAAACUAACAAAGUCAACUCAGCACUGUGCACGAAGCACGGCCUCAUUCCCUUGUGAUGGUGUCUCCGGCGAUUGCCCUGGCCUUCCUCCCGUUCAUCGUCACCCUGCUGAUCCGGUACCGGCACUACCUGAUGCUGCUGUACCGGGCGGCGCUGGUGCCCUGGCUGCGGGACCGGCUCACCGGCACCUCGCGGGAGCAGCGCGCCUUCCAGUACCUGCUGGCCCAUGCCAUCCCGGGGGACCCCCAGCACAUCCUCCAGACCUUCGAUCAGUGGUGCUACCACUGUGAGCACCUCAGCUGUGUGGGGCCCGACAAAGGGCGGAUCGUGGAGCGGGUGCUGUUGGAGCGGGCACCGCUGCGGGUGCUGGAGCUGGGCACGUACUGCGGCUACGGCACCGUGCUGCUGGCACAGGCGCUGCCCCCAGGCGCCCGCCUCUACACCAUCGAGGGCGACCCCCGGCACGCCGCCGUGGCCGAGAAGGUCAUCCGCCUGGCCGGCUUCAGCGAGCAGAUGGUGAGCAGCCGGGCACAGGGAAACCAGGGAGGAGGUGGGUGGGGGUCCUUUGCUGGGUCCUUGCUGGGACUGUGGCACCUGCUGGGCAGUGCACAUGGGACGAGGAAGAUGCUGUGCCACGUGGACCCCUCAGCACGCUGUGCAGCAGGGAGGUGGGUGGGCACCCUCCACCCCGCCCCAGCGACUGAGGGUGAUGCAGCGCAGGUGGAGCUGAUCGUGGGCCCCUCGGAGGAGGUGAUACCCCGCCUGCGCGAGAAGCACGGCCUGGUGAACGCCAACCUGGUCUUCAUGGAUCACUGGAAACGCAGCUACCUGCGGGAUCUACGGCUGCUGGAGAGCCACCAGCUGCUGGCUGAGGGGGCCACCAUCCUGGCUGAUAACGUCCUCUUCCCCGGGGCACCCCACUUCCUGCAGUACGCCAAGACCUGUGGCAAAUACCACUGCAAGGUGCACCGCGCCAGCCUGGAGUACUUCCGCGCCAUUCCCGACGGAAUCGCCGAGCUCCGCUACACCGGUACCCACUGAGCAGGCAGUGCUCCUGCCUCGUGCUGGCCCCGUGGAGUGCCAGGUGCC
This is a messenger RNA of Passer montanus (Eurasian tree sparrow), 2494 nucleotides long. RefSeq names its product transmembrane O-methyltransferase homolog. Bases 1463 to 2446 code for a protein of 327 amino acids. The transcript is spliced from 2 exons. Gene Ontology annotation, biological process: developmental process; catecholamine catabolic process; dopamine metabolic process. Gene Ontology annotation, molecular function: catechol O-methyltransferase activity. The record is from RefSeq and is a predicted model, not a curated record. NCBI's taxonomy places the organism in Eukaryota, Metazoa, Chordata, Aves, Passeriformes, Passeridae.